GCCAAAGUGGUUUUGUGGCUGCUGUUAGCUUAUUAUUUGUGGUGUACAUUUGGCCAACUGAAACAGAAACACUGAAAAGCAGCUGAUUCGUUCUGAAUCAUUUUACACAGUACCUCUGCACACAGUUCAGCAUUUAUGUCAAAAAUUUCAUCACAAACCAUUUCCAUAGUAAACUGCAGCUCUGCAAAGCAUCCCAGCUGACUGGGGAUUAAGGCUGAGCAUUAAAACUCGUAUUGAGCCUCAUGUGCUUUUCAUCAUAAUCACAAACAUCUCUCUCAGACGGGAUACAUCAGCUGUUAACAUGAACAUCUCAAGGAUACACCAAGGGAUGCUGAGGAUGUAUGGAGGUUUUAUUUUCAAACAGUGGAAGAAGAGGUUUCUGCUUCUAGCUGCUGAAGGCAGGCUCCUAGUCUGCCACGAUCCUUCAUCUCCUCCUGAUCAGCUGGUACUGCUGCAGAGCAGUUGUGAGGCAAUUGUGGAAGGCAAAGAGAUCCUAGACCUGCCUAAAUUACCCUCAGGUGGAAGCAGGGAUUGCUGCUUCGCCCUGAUCCUCCCCCAGAAUAAAUACCUGCUGCUGCUGGCUGAAACCCCUGCAGACUGCAGUCAGUGGCUGAAUGUGCUGAAAAAAGUGAAAAGGAGUCUGUCAUCACCUCUAAGUCCUUGUAAAAAGCAUAUGGUGCUGCCACCAUGCAUUACUCUGGUGCCCGAACAAAUCCUAGACAAAGAACCACCAACUCCAUCUAUCAGCAGUGAUACCGACUCAUCCACCCAAGGGCUUAUGAUCUGUGCUUCCCCAAGGGAGAAAGGUAGGAAUUCCCCCCGCACAAAGUAUUAUAAAGGAGGUGCACCCUCAGUAGGGUGUCUGCGUCAUGGCACUAUCAAUAAUGCCCAAGCAAUGAGGGGGGUUUAUCUGCUGAUGGGGGGUGCUGCAGCUUCCUCCGCCAUGGGUUACCUGGGCACAUGCUCACCCGCUAAUCUGGAAGUCAAAGCUCCUGACCUGCCACUCAGCACAGAUUUCUCAGGCAUGGGACCAGCAGGAGUGUACCACACUGGCAGCCCCGCACUCGACUCCCCUCACUUUAACAGCUUCGACUUCGAAGUAGCAGACUCUUUUGAUGCUUUUGAUUGUGGCGGAUUUACUUUCUAAAACUUGGAGGUUAUUUAUGUGGACAGCUUUAAGGCUACUGAAAAAAUAUCCUGUUGUCUUUCGCUGGUUUAUCAAAAGCACUGGGGCUUUCAUUUCAGGAUGUUUUAUUAGGGUUGCUACACAUGUCAGUCAAUACGUUUGACCUGCUGUAACAUAUUUCAAUAAGAGUGAGUACAAGAUUUUCAUAUCACUAUGUAAAGACAAGGGAUUAGCAGAUUUGAAUGGUAGAUUUAUCUCUACAAGCAACCCCUAGGGUUAGGGUUAACGUUUCAUUGUCAUUUAUUGUUGUUAUUAUAUAUAGAUUAUAGCAACUAUAAAAUCAACACCAUCCUGAGAAACAAAAGCAUGCAUAGUUGUGAUUGUUUUUGAAUAUAUGUGCUAAUAUGGAUGAGCAGUAAUACCAUUGUCUUGCUUAUGUUGUGACAGCAUUAUUAUAAGCUCUAAGCUGAGUAUCAAGUUACAUUUAAGAAAAGCUGUAAUAUCACAAAUUUAGACAUGCCUGAAAUAUGCAGUCAUUUUAUUCAUUUAAAGUCAUAUUGUUUGUUGUGAAGUGUAUAUGUUACUGGAAACGUCACAGAUGUUAAUAGGAGACUGGAAAUAACACACACUUCUGUAGCAUUUCUGUGUAAUGUUAAAGUAUUAUACAUAUUUUACAAUAUCAAAUUUGCUAGAUAGAGCGUCAUUUGAUUUUUCAUGUAUUUAACUUGUGACCAUGAACGAAUUAGCUCUUCUUAAUUUUUAUGUAUGUUCUUUUUUACCUUCAGGUGUUUGUUUCUUUUAGAUCUAUGUCAAAUAAAAAGCAGAUGUUCUUUUGUCAUACGUUUGACUUGUGAAUAAAAUUGAUGUG
Mugil cephalus (flathead mullet) is the source of this 1994-nucleotide messenger RNA. RefSeq lists its product as uncharacterized. The transcript has 5 exons. The record is from RefSeq and is a predicted model, not a curated record. Gene Ontology annotation, cellular component: membrane. Bases 302 to 1147 code for a protein of 281 amino acids. Gene Ontology annotation, biological process: regulation of cell differentiation. NCBI's taxonomy places the organism in Eukaryota, Metazoa, Chordata, Actinopteri, Mugiliformes, Mugilidae.